AUGGAGGGCACGAAUGGCGAGCCAGAGAAGGCUCGUAGGCCGGCUUUGCAGGUCAUCAUCCUGGGUGCCGGUGGUGGUCCUCAGGAAUCUAACACAACCGCCCUUCUUGUCCGCUCAGUCGCCUCCGGAUGGACCAAAGGGUCAACUAUCGCUGUCGAUGCUGGAGUCCACCUCUCCGCAAUAACGCGCAUACUCGAGCGGACGAUUCCCCCAGGUCUCGGCACUGACAUCGCCCUUCCCCACACUCUGGCCACCGGGCCAUUCGCCGGAUUAGAACUCACCCACGAAACGACAUCUAUUUAUCCAUCAUCUAUCGCCGCGCACAUCACACGAUCUCUCAUUGACACAUAUCUCAUCACGCACCCUCAUCUGGAUCACAUCGCCGGCUUCGUGGUUAACACAGCAGGAUUAACCCGCCCUAAGCGCUUGGCCGCCCUUCCUUCCACCAUUGCCGCUUUCAAAACUCACAUCUUUAACAAUGUCAUAUGGCCCAACCUGUCCGAUGAGAACAACGGAGCAGGUCUCGUAACAUAUACUCGUCUAGUUGAGGGCGGGUCUCCAGCCAUCGGCGACGGCGAAGCCAAGGGCUACCUCGAAGUAGCCGACCGUCUAGCAGUAAAGGCAUGGUCCGUUUCGCACGGUCAUUGCAUCGAGCGACACCCUCACCGCGGCUCAACAUCAUCAACAGCGACACCCCUUCGUUAUCCCUCCGUCGAUGCCGCCUCCGUCGCAUCCCCGCGCAUACUCCCUCAUGGCAUCCCUCCCAGUACAGCUCCCCCGAUCCCUCGCGCACCCUCUGUUGCACCUGAACCCCAAGCAAGCGUAUGCGUCUAUGAUUCCUCGGCCUACUUCAUCCUCGAUUUGGCCACAAAUCAUGAGAUCCUCGUCUUCGGUGACGUCGAACCCGACUCUCUCUCACUCUCCCCUCGUAACCUCCUAAUAUGGCAGGAAGCUGCACCCAAAAUUGCAGCAGGCCAGUUGGCCGCCAUCUUCAUCGAGUGUUCCUACGAUGACUCGCAGUCCGUCGACCGCCUCUUUGGCCACCUCAAGCCCUGCUUUGUGAUGGAGGAACUGCGAACUCUGGCCCAAGAAGUUGAGGUCGCACGGCAGGUAGCUCACCUCUCCCGCAAGCGCAAGCGCGUCGCCGACGCCGAUCACACACCUAGGCGGAGAACAGGUGGCGCCUUCUCGCGCCUGGCGGGAGGAGACGAGUCCCCCGUCAGCCCCAAGUCCAUUGCCAAGCGCGCGAUGUCGGCCGACAUUGCCCCCGUCCCGCCGCUCCCGCCUGCCGCGACGUCGAUAGAGAGCCCACAUCUCACUACCCCGACACAGGAGCUAUCGCUUAGAGAAGCCGAGGCCGCGAUGAGCGAGUCCGAGGACGGGCACCCCCGGGGGCCCCCUCUGAAAGGCGUCAAGAUCGUCAUCAUCCAUGUCAAGGAGCGCCUGGAUGGAGGAGAAGUUGGCGACGUGAUUCAGCAGGAGCUGGAGGCAUACGAAGAGGAGGCCCAGUUGGGUUGCGAAUUCAUCAUUUCGCAGCCGGGGCAAAGUCUGUAUCUGUAA
Colletotrichum truncatum is the source of this 1560-nucleotide messenger RNA. RefSeq names its product cAMP phosphodiesterase class-II. Gene Ontology annotation, biological process: cAMP catabolic process; negative regulation of glucose mediated signaling pathway. NCBI's taxonomy places the organism in Eukaryota, Fungi, Ascomycota, Sordariomycetes, Glomerellales, Glomerellaceae. The record is from RefSeq and is a predicted model, not a curated record. Gene Ontology annotation, molecular function: 3',5'-cyclic-GMP phosphodiesterase activity; 3',5'-cyclic-AMP phosphodiesterase activity.